Molecule: messenger RNA, 2331 nt
Organism: Vitrella brassicaformis
Lineage: Eukaryota; Vitrellaceae
Source: the annotation of a GenBank genome assembly
CGGACAAGUCAUUCAUUCAUUCAUUAGCAGCCGGUCUGUUGGUCUCCUGACACACACCACGGGCCAUCCCGAUCAAAAUGCCCCCCCCACUAAGAACCCAUGUACCUCGCUCGCUGCUGUCUAUCUGUCGGUACCACUGCCGUCAGUUGAUGCUCAGCCGCACGAACAUCUCAACUCUGAUCUGUGUGCAUCGAAUCACAUGACAGUGGGUGUCAACUGACGGAUGACAUGAGGCAAUCCAGUGGGUUGGUUUGGAUGAAGAUCGUCAAGCCAUUCAUGUCAGUAGGUAGGUUGCUUUGUGUUUUCAACGCACACACACACACGGCACGCAAACCAGCAGGGGAACAUGCCACGCAGAGAGAGAAGGCCAAAGCACAGAUGGCAGUCCAGCCACAGACAGCGACCACGUCAGGCAUCGCCCAAACCACCAGAGGACAUCAGUCAGCGAAAACGACAGCUGAGGCAGCGAAGCCUGCCCACACACAUACUCCCCCCAUCCCUCCCCUCCACCACACCGUCACUCCACCUCCCCCACACCGUCACUCCACCUCCCCCACACCGUCAGUUGAUGCCCAGCGACACAAACUGCCCCCGCCUGUCUAUGUAGCCCAGCUGCUGCCACUGGAACUGGCAGUCGCUGCUGUCGAGGUGCUCGUUGAAGCCCUUGACCACCCCCUCAACGCCGUGCUGGGCCGCCUCGUCCAGCCGGGCCUUGUGGACCACCUCGCGCACACCCAACCUGCGGCCGCCCGCCCCUCCUAGCACGAAGCACUGCAGUGGCCCCUGGCUGUCCUCCCCGCUGCCCACCACCUGCUGAUUGCCCGCUGCCUGCAGCGACGCAGCGCUGCGCACAAACGCAUCCAUGGCCUUGUUGAUUCGCCGGCCGAAGAGCGUCGCGUUGUGGACGGGGCGGGGCGUCUGCUCGAGUGCCGAUGGGUCGACGAAGAAGGAGGCCACCCGCCAGGCGACGGCUGACAUGUCUUCGACGGCCAGCGGCCUGUUGUCGCUAUCGCCGUCUGCGGGCGACUCCGAUGUGCCCUGUUCGAUGGUGUUGGUGGGCUGGGGGGAGGGGGAGAGACAGGGGUGUCGGGGGAAGAGUGUGUCGAGCUCUAUCUUGGUCAUCUGGGGAAGGGCACACGUCAGCAGGGCCGCCCACUCGCGCUGAGGUCGCAGGGCGGCGUUGAUGGCCGACAUGACCACAUGGGGCACCUCGUUGAGCACCGUCGUGUACUCGACCAGCACCAGCUGCCGACGACGGCGGUCCUGAACAGUGGCAUUGGGCAGCCGGGCGAUAUCCGCCCCCGCCUGCAGCAGCACACAGAUGGUGGUCUUGAGACGGGGAAUCGAGGCUCUGGCGUAGUCCUUGGAUGACUCCUCCGCAGUGUCGUCGUCCAGCAGCUGAGUGCCCACAUCGAGCUCCCUGGCAGCAGACCAGAGGGGGGUGUGGUGGGGGUAAUUGGGCCUCCCUCUGUUGAUGUCGGCAGCCGUAAGGCGGCGGCACAGGGAGGCAGCCACACGGUGGGACCCCCACAUUGCCGCGUAGUGAAAUGGCGUCGCGUUACGGUAGUCCACUGCCGUGAUGUCCGCCCCACUGUCCACCAACAGGUCGAGGUAGCUGUCGAUAAAGGACUGGGACCACACGGGACGGUUGGAGGCCACCCAAUGCACCGGAUUGUCCCCGUACUCUCCAUCAGUCUCGGUUGCGAGGGUGGGGUUUCGAUCGAUGAGUUGCUUGUAGAAGGACAGCAGGGUGGCCUCGUGGUCCUCGGUGGGCCGGUCCGUCUCCAGUGUCCAUGGCAGCCCCAUCACCCCACGGCCCCCCAGCUGCAGCCCGUCCUCUGCCAUGAGCAGACGGAAGGCCGUCUCGUUGCAGGCUUUGAUGGCAAUGCGGAUGGGCGUGAAACCCGGCCAGUCCUCAACCUCCUCGUCGGUCGGGAUGGCGUUGAUGUCGGCACCUCCAUCGAUGAGUGCCUUCAUGACGCCCUCCUGCAGGUCGGGUGACGACCACUGAGGCAGAGCGACGUGAGAGUCAUCAUUGGCGUCUACUGCCAAGAUGGACGGGAUGCGGUACUCGGUGAGGUUGUCAAUGCACAGGGACAGCAGGGGAAAGGGUAGGAAGCGUCCCGUGGUGCCCUCCACCCGCAGCUGGGGUUGCGCAUCGGGGUCUGCUCCCUGCUGCUGAAUGAGGCCCGUCACCUGGCUGACUCUGGUGAAGCUGCGCGAGAUGAUGCCCGCAGCCAGUGGCAUGCUUGGAAGACUGGCGGCAACGUUGAGUCUGCUGUGUUCGACCCAGCCGAGGGGCAGAGCUGCACUCACCUCACUCAUCACGCC